Molecule: messenger RNA, 1719 nt
Organism: Brienomyrus brachyistius
Lineage: Eukaryota; Metazoa; Chordata; Actinopteri; Osteoglossiformes; Mormyridae
Product: claudin-23-like
Exons: 1
Coding region: 78-848 (256 amino acids)
Biological process (GO): bicellular tight junction assembly; cell adhesion
Cellular component (GO): plasma membrane; bicellular tight junction
Molecular function (GO): structural molecule activity
Source: RefSeq, a predicted model, not a curated record
GGAGAGGAUUUGUCGGCAUUUGCUUCUGAACCUGCCUGCACCUUUUGUUAAUUUGCCUGAAACUGCUGCUGAACGCCAUGCGCACGCCGGGUCUACAUAUAUUUGGGAUGGUUUUUGCUCCCUGUGGCUUGGUGCUGGAUCUGACCAGCACUGUAGCUCCGAACUGGAGAGUACUCGGUAGCAUUCCGAAUAAAGCCUCCGAUGUGAUACUUCAGCAGGGGAUCUGGGAUAUAUGCCAAGCUUCCACGAUUACCACCACGGUAACGUGUAGCCAGCCAGACGUAACUUACUUCAGCCAACAGAUAAUCCCAGUCGCCAAGGGCUUGAUGGUCGCAUCUCUUCUGGUCACACUGCUGGGCAUUGCAGUGGCCACAGCUGGAGUUAGAUGUUGGAGAGAUCGGCCAAACUGGAUAAUCGCAGGAAUUGGGGGUAUCUUUAUAUUCCUCUCUGGUGUCAUGACUUUGAUUCCCAUUUCGUGGUACACGCACAUCAUAACAACCAUCCCAUCAGUGACCCAGAGCAUUACACCGGGAUAUUGCAUUGUUCUGGGUUUCAUCGGCGGCAUCAUGGAAGUUCUCAGUGGGGCAGCCCUGCUAACCGGAAUGUGCUCUUGCUGCGGCGGGUGGAACCGGGGAGAGAGACGAUCGGACAGCAAAACCACUUACUUCCACAACAGAGCGGCAGUGCCCCGGAGGAUCGAGGUGCCUAACAUCAGCAGGACCAGGAGCGAUGCCAGCAGCGUCCCGUACUCCAGAGACACUCUGGACGACCGAGAUUUUCCUCGUGCAAAGACUCCGGGGAGGAUCAACACCACGUACAGCAGCAGAAUGUGUGAUGCUGACUUGUGAAAACCGACAGGGUGAUGAAUAUGCUUGAAAUUAAUUUUAAUGAUGGAAGUAUUUAUUCGAGGGUGAUUGAGACCGACACUUUUUUUUCUUCCGUCUCUGUGUUACGCUGGUAAUAAUAGGCGUUCAAAUGCCACUUUAAAUAGCUUCCUUGUGGAAAAUGUGCGUUAUAUCCGUUUAUACGCGCAAAAGAAAUUGAUCAAAAUGUUUGUUUAUACUGUACUAUUAGUUAUGGCAAUCUGAUAUAGUGAGUAUAAUGUUGCGGUGCAGUAAAUCCACUUUUCAAAUUGUUUUAAUAUUUGUAUAGGUGCGGGGUCACUAAUGCCAGAAAAUAUUAAGCCACGGGCCAUGUGCAUUAUGUACAUUUUGAUGCUUUAAAACGUUAAAGAUUUUUAUGUGUGUGUGUGUGUGUAUGUGAGUGUAAUAUAUAUAUAUAUAUAUAUAUAAUAUAGAAAAACAAAAUAAACACUGUUCCGGCCACUCCUGUUUAUUUGCGAAUUUUGCACGACAGCGGAAAUUUUAAAGGCUGGGAAAACGCAUUUUUUUUAAAUCGGUGUUAUGCAUUGUACUGUACACCUUAAGAGUUUAUACAGAUGUUCACUAAAUAGCUGCUGUUAGUCUGUCCUGGUACAUAUGAAUCUUAGAAGACGCUUUAAUGUGUGUUUGAGAGAUUAGCAAAAUACAGGCCUAACACUUGAUAACACACAAUUCAUUCGCUAUGCAGCACUAUAUUGAAAUAUUUAUUGUAAGAACUUUGUGUACAUAUUUCUUUUAAAACCUGUGUAUUUGUAAUUAUUGGUAAUUCAGUCUGCGAUUGACAUGUAAUUAUUGAAGGGUUUCCUAAGAACUGUAAUAAAUUGAUCUUUAUCCUCAA